GGAAAAGAAAAUGGCCGCUAUCGGGGCUUCUACACGCCUGCAAGGACCUCGCCGGGCCGUGCGUCACGUCCGGCGGAGGCGAUGGCGGCGGCGCGGACCUGGGGCUGAGCGGAGCGGAGCGGGACGGCAUGGAGGGCGGGCGGGCGCCCGCCUGCACCACGCAGGUCAGCUUCGUGUGCCAGCGCUGCAGCCAGCCGCUGAAGCUCGAUACCUCCUUCAAGAUCCUCGACCGGCUCACCAUCCAGGAGCUCACCGCGCCGCUGCUGACCGCUGCGCCCGCCCGGCCCGGGGAUGCGCAGGAGGAGAGCGCCCUGAGCGAGGUACGGGGAGGGAGCGGGUGGGGCGCGGCUGCGCCGCGGACCCCGCUAACGAGACCACGGAGAAGUCUCCAGCCAAGAGAUGGGACAAGACAAGGGCCUGGUCUCUACUGUAGCUCCUACUCAGGUAGGAAGAAAGGCAUGAAGGAAUGUUCCUGCCUGGCUGGCGCUCUGCUCUCACUCUGCAGUAGCCUCUAG
This is a messenger RNA of Meleagris gallopavo (turkey), 515 nucleotides long. NCBI's taxonomy places the organism in Eukaryota, Metazoa, Chordata, Aves, Galliformes, Phasianidae. The record is from RefSeq and is a predicted model, not a curated record.